Molecule: messenger RNA, 5298 nt
Organism: Erpetoichthys calabaricus (reedfish)
Lineage: Eukaryota; Metazoa; Chordata; Cladistia; Polypteriformes; Polypteridae
Gene: cdc42ep4b
Product: CDC42 effector protein (Rho GTPase binding) 4b
Exons: 2
Coding region: 484-1464 (326 amino acids)
Source: RefSeq, a predicted model, not a curated record
GUGGCACACUUGAAGCAGUUUUCAUAUUUGGCACGGAGAUGACCGAGUGCUGUGAUGUUUGACUUCGCACGUUGGUUAGGAAGGCGGUAGAAAAAAAAAGUUUAACUGAGUGAGGCCAUUAUAAUUCUACAUGCCCAAGGACUGGAUAAAGAAAGUGAAGAAUUAAAAACUGACUCAAACGCACGCUGUAAACUUAAACUUGGACUUCGUGGCGAGCUGUGAAGUGCUUUGGAGACAUGGUCGCAUCUUCGUAAGGUAAAUCAUUGGAGAAGACCGACUCGGGAUCACUUCCAAGCUCUGAAUUUAUCUGUAACCUGUCAUUGGGUGCUGGCUUGCAAUGUACUUGAUGCUGCGAUAUUUGGAAAUGCUGGUUCCCUGACCUUCUGAUCUGUUCCUUCAGACACAUCAGGAACUUUAAAUUAGUGAAAAAUUUGUCUGACAAAUUGCUGUCUCCCCACCAGUAACAUUGGUAACUCUCAAACCAUGCCUAUCUUAAAGCAGCUGGUGUCAAAUUCGUCACAGUCAAAGCGCCGCUCACGUGUGGACCUCACUGCAGACAUGAUCAGUGCACCUUUGGGAGAUUUUCGGCACACCAUGCACGUUGGGCGCGGUGGAGAUGCUUUUGGGGAUACGUCUUUUCUCAGCACCCGAUCAGGGGAGCCCCCACAACAGGAAGCACAUCAGCAAAGCUCUGGUUCCAGGCCUAGUCUCCUGUCCCGUACAUUCAGACACAGCAAAAGGUCACAGUCAGUAACCCGAGUAGAUAAACGGGAGUCAACUCUAGCUCUUCCCAGUACUUCGCCAUCCUUUGUUAAAAAUGCAGUCUCCCUACCACAUCUGAAUGAUGACAAUGAAGUACCUCAAAGGGGGAGCAUUGUUUCUGUACCAAAAAGUCUCUCCUCUAGCCCACUGAAGAUGAUUGCCAAUGAAAAGCCUGUCAAUGGAGCUGCAGCCUCUUUGCAGGGAGAACCAGAGCACUUUGAUGAAAGAGACUUUGGUGAACUCUCGGAUCUCCCAACAACAUCUCUCCCUAAAACAGGAGGUGGGCUAAAACAUGCUGAAUCCAUCAUGUCUUUCCAUGUAGACUUGGGACCAUCGAUGCUAGGAGAUAUUCUAAGCAUUAUGGACAAAAAGGGCUGGGAGGAAGAUGAUUUGGGCUUUGAGGAGGAUGGAACGCUAAUGGGAAAGGUGUCAUCACCGCCUGCUAGCCAGCAAAAUCUAGCAGCUAGCAUUUUGCCGCCAAAGGAAGACCCUCCCCCAUACACCCCAGAGACUAAACCACGGCACCUUCAGCAUCAGGUGGAUAGCUGCUCGGUGUCUAGCUCUGGAUCUGCUGUAUUAGAUGACAAGCAGCCACUUGAGAAAGAGACUCCUUCUCAUGUGAAUGUUAGUCGUUCCAGGAAAGAGGAAGAAGAUCAAGGUUUCUCCUUCAUGGAUGAGGACGAUGAUGAAAUCAGAGUUUAAAGUGGAAGCAAAUUGAACCCCCAUUGAUUAACUGUUACCCGUAAAUCGUUGGGAUUCCCACAAGAUUAAAAGUUUAGCAAUACAACUUCCUAGCUGGGCCAUUUUAAUUUGAAUGUUCACCACAAAGCAGAAGUAAAAAUGACUGCAUACAAUCCCAGUUGGAGUAUGAAUGGUUGGAAGUCGCAUUAUACUGGGGUGGAGGAUUCUUUGAGAAGCUGAAAAUUCAAUCCCCUGACAUCCCCCUGUCAGACUUUUUUGAGUGCCUUUUGGAAACUCAUUACGGUAGUGGAAAGGACUUAGGGUUUCUUGGUACAUCAGGAUCCAAAUCCUGCAUGGAGGCAGCUACUUUAACUCUACUUGAUUUCAACAGGAUGUGCUUCCGUGAUCCUGCACCCAAAGCAGCGGCCUACUGUGAAAGAAAAUCUGAACCUCUGCCAGCUGUUGAUCUGGUGGUAGCAGCAAUACUAAUGCAGCAAGUGCCAAUUCUUUCUAGUCGAAAUGUACGUUUUUUUUUUUGUUUUUUUUUUUAAUUACAGCUUGGAGGAAAGUUUCACAAGCCCACAAACGUUUUACUGAAGAUGACCACAAAUGUUUGUGUUUUGUUUUCUUUAUUUUCCUCAAAACGUCUGUUAACAGGCACAUUCCUUUUUCCUUUUCUUGUGUGUGUUAUAUAUUUUUUAGGUUAGGAUAAGUUAUUUUUCCUUCAACGUUCUCUAGAUUUGUGCACUUGAUCAGUACUAUAGAUGUGCACCUAUAGGGUAAAUUCUUCUUUUUAAUUUUUUUUUUUUUUUUGUAGUUUUGCCGCUCCUUACAUAAUAACAUAAUAGCCCAGCUGCUGUUUAGUUGUAAAUAAUUUUGUAGUGGGCUGAGAAAAGUUCUUUCUGUUUGUGUAAUUAACCUGGACGAAGGUUCACUCUGUAAAUAUGAAAUAGACAGAAUCUGCGAGCAAAGAUGUGUUGAUUAUAGUUUUUGUGGUGCACUUUGCUACAUGUGGAUGAGUUGGUGAUGCAUACUGAAAUGCUGGGCAGAGAUGCUUUUAAAAUCUGAGAAACACUAAAUCUGCUCAGCAUGCAGUGUAAUACUUUAAACUAUUCUGGGGCUGGUAACAAAAACAAUAUUCAACUUUUACGUUUCUUCAAGUCUUAAGAGUAAGAUAUUUACUGCAUAUACUGAAAUUUAUAAUGGAUACAUGAGAAGUUCCAAAUCUACACGCAGAAUAGCGUAUGAUGCUGCAAUACUGUAGACACGGUACGGCUUGUCCUCUUAAUGCAAAACAAGUACAGCACUUGUGUUCAUGAUGCUGCUUCACAGCGUUUUAAAACUGCCUUUACUUUUCUAGUGACAGCUUCCAGAGGGCAUCCUGUUGCUUUAAAGUCCAGGACUGUCGGUGCAGGCAGUGUGGCCUGGUAGAUGUCUACUAAAUAGGAUAAUGAAACAUCAGCCUCUAAUUGUCAGUACUAGAAGCCGUGUUUCAGUCUGCACCUGUUUCUGUUGUUUCUUCCUUUGCACUCAUUAAAUAAAGCAUCUCGGUAAUCACUGUGCUAGUUGUGACCAAAAUCCAAAGAUUUGCCAGAAGCAGCACAGGAGUUGAAAUUAUGGGGUUUCAGAAGUAGCACAUUACACACUUUGGUUAAUGCUCCAGGCAGCUUGCACUAUUGUAAUUUGCUUUAAUUACAAGUAAAAAAUCUGCAGCCUGCACACAUUCGUGUUAUUACUACAAGUGAUUAGCUUCUGCACAGGCACUCAUUUCAAAGAGAGGGCAGGGAGUGGAGUAGCUAUUACUAAGACCCCCCCCCCAUUGUUCUCUUUAAAGAGAGAACACCAAAGGUUCAGUUCAGUUAACAAAGCAAACUAAACUGAGAAAUAUUGUACUUCUCAUGUCAGUGUUAUUUUCCAUGUGUUUUACUCCAGAUGGAAACAGAGGCAUAACCCCCUGGCUGAGACAAAAAAAAAAUCAAUUUCCUCGAGUUGUAAUUGUGAUCCUUAUUAUCUGCUUAAUGGAGAUCAUUAGGACAUGAACAUGUAAGGAUAACUCUUGCUUUCAGUAGCCUUGCAUUUUGCCAAUUGUUGUCGUGUGGGUCUUUGACCUUCUAAAAAUAUAAAGCUGCGUUUCUCUGGAUAAUCCCCUACCCGUGGUUGCUGAACUUCUUUCUUUUUGCUUCAUCUAAUUUCAUUUUUGCGCACACACACACACACACACACACAAAGCAGACUUAAAACAAAAAUGAUGUAUCAACUGAAUGGUGACACUUCACAUUUAUUUGAAGGGGAGUGGCCUUUAAUUUAUUUGAUUUUUAUAUUUAGACUAUUUCUACCUUAAAAUUUGCAUAAUAAAAGCUUCUUAAGUGGACUUUUUUUAAUCAAACCUUAUUGCGGUAAUUUUGUAGGAAAAUCUAUAAUUGAAUCAUUUAUCUAAAAAAAACGGAAAGCUCUUAGACUAAAAUGUUACUUAGAUGAGGGUGAAGAGCUGCUGUGACUGUGAACUGUGAAUUGCCUUUGAUGUCGCACCAAAGUAGAUUUUUCAGAUAGUCCUUGGGAAGGUGACGUGGACUUUAAUUGUAGUGCCUAUUUCCAAUUACUGAAAUUUGAAAUACAACACAACUUUUUUUAAAAGUUUUAUUUUAAAUGCGGGUAUAUUUUUUUUUUUUUAAUGGUGUUAUGUGCCUUCCCGUUUGUCCCUAAUAUGUGCAGUGGUUUAAUAUGCUUUCUUGCCUCACUUAAUCAAGUUGGUACUUUAUUUGAUGAAUUUGCAAAAAUCACUUAAUUGUCACUCCGAAAUUGAUUCAUCUAGAAGCCCAUGUUAUACGAGUACACAACCCAAUAAUUUCCUUCAUGACUGACAGUUUUUCUUAAUUCGUAUGUGUCCAGGGAUGUGACUUUCUUCCUCCCAUACAACAUCCAAAUUGUUGCACUCUCUGCUAGUCUUCACGAUUGCAGUACACAGGGUGUGGAACACUACAUUAUAAUCUGAAAUUCAAGAUCCUCCAUUUUUAUGCAGUGCACAGGGUGUGGAACACUACAUUAUAAUCUGAAAUUCAAGAUCCUCCAUUUUUAUGCAGUGCGUAUUUUAGAAAACAUUUUGCGGAUUAUUAAUGAAUGGGUUUCUUGCUUUUUAAUCAUACUUGGGGAUUUUGAAAUAAGAACUCUGCCAACUGUAACAUCCAUGGAGUCCAAACGUAAUUCUGCAGGGUUGUGUCAGUCUUGUUAUCCACACAAUCCGUUCAGUGCUGAGAGGUUUGCCAGAAGAAUUGGUUCUCUAUUCAUUGAGAUUUUUUUAAAGAAUACAGCAGCACUUUAAAUGUGUUGUACAGAGGGUGGUGUGGGAGGUUAAAGUAAAUUGGAUUUUUUUUUUUUUUUUAAGCUUUGAGCAAAAUUCAUUUUAAGCAGAGGAGAACUGGUAUGGUUUGUUAAUGAAACUUCUUGUCACCUGUAUGCUGGAUUGAUAAAGCAGACAAUGAAUAAUGGGAUGAAACAAUGGAGAAUUUCACAGAGUAGACAGUGCUUUGUUAGGAAGUGCAUUUGGAGAUUAAGCUUUAAUAGCUUCUUAAUAAUUAGACUUGACCGGCCUUAGCCACUCUAGCCUUUUGUACCCUAUGUUCUUUUGUAAUCUGCAGGAUAUUCAAAUGUUAUUGUUGUUUUAAUAUAAAAAUACAAAAAAAGAAAAAAAACGUUUUAGAACAUCAAAAGAAUAAGAAAAUGUGCAGUCAUAGCUUAAGAAGCAAAGUACACCUUGAAGACCUUUUUGUUCUGUAUUUUUUCCUAAAUAUUUAAAAACAAAGUGUCCAAAUUUACUUUAUUUUCAAUAAAGAAUCCUGCAUAUUUGCUUUUGAUGAA